Spirodela intermedia is the source of this 5019-nucleotide messenger RNA. The record is from the annotation of a GenBank genome assembly. Lineage: Eukaryota; Viridiplantae; Streptophyta; Magnoliopsida; Alismatales; Araceae.
AUGAAUUUUCUGCGUCUUCCGGCCGCUCGUAGCCCCCCUUUUUCCCUUUUUGAAUCCCCCCCUUAUCCGCGUUCCUCCUCAGCUUCUUGCCUCCCGAUCCGGGCUGUGGUCACAAGUCCCAACUCCCGCUUCCCUUGGCGAGCCACAGCUCCGCGACUGCGCGAGGCGCGGCUUCGGAGUCCGAAGGUUUCGCUCGGCGGAGGGCAGGAUGCGCCUCCUAAUGAGGCAUUGGUUGGGAACAGGCGGGGAGGAGCGUUUGAGGCUUCCUUGGUGGAGUCUGAGGAUUUGGGGAGGGACGGGGAGGUGUUUAAGAAGACGCUGAGGCUGGUGGAGUGCGCCAUGUUUGCCUCGGUCUCUGCCUUAGCCUACCUCCUGAGCAAUUCUCUCGCUAUCGAGGUGGGUUUUGGAAUCAAUUUUGAUCCGCGUCGCUUGAACCUCUAUUGGAAGUCGGUCUUUUAACACCCUUCCUACUGGAAGUAGACGUUAAAAAAACUGAAUUAUUUUUAAAUUGAUGAUUCCUUGGUUUAAUAUUUCAUCGGUCUUCGUUCACUAGAAUGGUUCAUCAAUGGUGUCGGUACAUUUUUUAAGAGCCUUGUAAUGCUCCGUUGACGAGUGACAAUUAACAGUGCCCCCUGAAUUCAAUGUCUUAAGAAUGAUAUCACAAUCAGCUGUGAAAGAAUCAAAUCAAAAUUCAUGAAUAUUAUAAAAGACGUAUCUUUAAAACUUCUCUAAGCUCUCAGAAUGGUAGGAUCCGUUAGGAAUACCUCUGAUCUUAUCUGUACCACUAGCAUCGUAUUUGAAAAGUGAGAAGAUUCUUUAUUCUUGGUUAUUGUAUGACCUUCAUGGGUCUUCACAAAAAUUGAUCGACAAGACUUGGCAUAUUUUCUGAUUCGUAAUAAACUAAAAAAGGAUGAUUCUCAAGACAUGGAAAAAGUAUUAUUUGGAAACCCAUUAUAUCUUGAAUCCAUAUCUUGAAAUCAAAUACAAUGUAGGCAUUCCUUGUGGGUCGAUUUGAAAUUGACAGUUGUCGUAAAGAUGGUUUAAAAGCUCAUAAAAUAUUUUAAAAUUAUCAUGUAGGCUGACUUCGUAUUUGCAUGGUGAUGCCCAUCUCUUAUGCACUCAUUCGGUGGAUAAUAUCCGUCCAUGUGCACAUAUGUUUAUUGAUCUUUGUGACAAAGCUAGAGACAAUAAUUCAGGGAUUUUUUUUAAAAGACUGCUUUUAGUUUUCCACCCAUUAUUUGAUUGGACUUCCAUGUUCAUAUGCGGAGUGCAGACACUUUUGAAGGCAAUGUUUUGUUCGAGCUAUUCUAGUCACAAAGGGAAAGAACGUCGAUUGCCAACUCUUGAAAUCUAAAUUCAUUCUUCUGUGUUUCCAAUUUUGAAACCAAAUUUUAGCUGUCUCAUGAUUUCUCUGUUUCCCAAACCCAUUAAUUUGCAGCUAAGAUUCAAGACGACCAUUAUAGGACUAAGUGGAAGUAUAAUUCUCAGGUAAAAACCAUAGAGGAAAGAUAAGAAAUGUUUAGAAUCUUUACUUUCUAAGCUUGCAGAGGGUAUUUGAUGUAGUGCAGAAUGAUGGAAAUAAGGAAAGGCAAAAAGUGCAACGCAAUAGGCACUGAAGGGUCAAGCGUGGAAGGUCCUACAAGAGUCAUCUGAGUUGCCCAUGAGGCUCAAAACGUGUUACCCUUCCUUAGACUGAUAUUAUUUUUCCUUGUAGAAAUCCUGGAUGUUAGCAGAUUUUCCUUUUCAAAUAUUAUUAUUCAAGGGACCUAGAACUAGUUCUAGUUUUUACGAACCCUGCUAUUUUGGUUCUUGUGAAUUCAAGGAUUACCACGUUCAUUCCUUGCGGAUGGAAAAUUCGAAUUAUUAUUCUUGACUUUUGCUACAUCAAUUUGACAAAUGCGUUGAACUGACAUGGGCUGUUUGGAAGUAUGACUUUGGGUUCUUCCAUUUUGAGAGGAAUAACGAAAAUGUGUGGAACUAGCCAGAAGAUUAAGUUUCCUUUAAUAUUGGACCGGUCCUGAUUUGGAGUCCCUGGAGUUUGGAGUUGGCAAUGUCUUCAGGUAGGGAGACUCCGAUUGAAUGUGUUCAUUCCGAUAGCAUCUUCAGCUGGUUGGUUAUUUCCUUCAAAACCUCGUCUAUAUUAUAUGCAUUUCUUUAAUUACUUAGGCAGUACAUAUGUUCUGGUUAUUUCAUUGAAAAGAGAUUUUGUAGCAUAUAUAGGGCAUAGAAAUUGCCAUUUUUUUCUCGUGUGCUACUUGGUGGUCUGGGGUGAUUCAAUAGAUUAGAGAUACGAUGCCUUGUUAGAGUGUGGACCUUCCUUCCAUUCGGGAGCUGGACUGGAGUUAAGGACCAAGGCCAGUUUUAUGAUGCUGUUAGUUUUUGGUAAACGCUGGUCUGGUUUGGACAUCUAGUCUGCUAGGAAUUCCAAUCAUCACUAAUGAGAAAGGCGCAUGCAUCAGUUAGAGCCUAGUGACUUAGGUAAAUUAGUUUUUUAUUCGAAAAUAAAUCAGAAUAAUUAUCUGGUUCUGAUCAGUUUCAACACUUAUCUCCAAUAAUAUCCCCGAGUCGUGGAUCAUCAACUGUUCUUCCAAAAAUAAUCCGCCAAUCUCGAAAAGCAUGGUAUCAAGGUAUUCUUUGUGCCUUGAUACCAUGCUGAAAUGGGGCUGCAUGUAGUUAUACGUCUUAAGGUAUUUUGUUGGUUCAUUUCAUCUCUUGAUGCUGCACUGGAGCCUGAAUUGACCCUAGGCUUGUCCUACACAACUUUAUUAGAUAGGCAAGUUUCUAACGGGCAUAAAAUCUUUGAUCACUUGUAGAUGUAAAAGAAAAUACAAUGUUGGAAUAUAUAUUAGAUGUAUGGACGUUUUUAGGCGAGGGAAUCUGCUUAUAAAAUUAUGCAAGGAGGUAAAAACAUUUUGAUGGAGGUGGUCCGGGUAUGAGGGGCAAGAUUGAGAUGCAGAUUAAAAUUAUGACCUACGAACCUAUGAAUUUAACUUCAUAUAAGUUCUUUAUGGAGAGCUUUAAAUUGGGGAUUGUUUUCAGUAUCCAUCAUUCUCUAACUAUAUGAUGGGCUGAACAAGGUAUUUGUUUAACCCUGGAAAUUAUGCAGUUCCUGGAAGUGGCCCGGCGGGUUGGAGCAAUGAUAUUCCUUAUGUGAUUGAGACUGUUUAAUUUAAAAAUGAAACCAGACUAUUCGUUCCAUUUAGAAGAGGCCUUCCACUACAUGAUUUCUUUCUCCGAUAUUAUGUUAUAGCAAAUGAUUGUUAUGUGUCUCACAAACCAUGUGUCUGCUUUGAUACUCUAUUUUGACCACAUUCUGGAGCUGAGGACAGAAUAGGACUCAUGUGAUUUCUUCGAUGAGGGGGUUCUCUUACAGUUCGUUGAAGGUUUUCUCAAUGUUUGCUUAUGAGCUUGUAUAUCACCAUUGACUUUUAUUCUCCCCUCUAGCAUAAGAGUGGCAUGUAUUUAAUAGAAGUUUUCUCUUUGCAGAACUACAUAGGCUGUUUUUUCGCGUUGCCUAUAGUCAUUUCUUCAAUGAGAUGGGGUCUGACAGCUGGAAGAAAAACCAUGGUCUGUUAUCUUUACCUGCAGUCGACGUUUUUUUUUAUUCUUAUGUUUGUAAGAUGAUGUCUCUGAAUUUUAUCAUAUAAACAUUGCAAGGUUGCUACGGCAGUGUUAUUGCUUACAUUGGGUGGUCCAGUUAAAGCUUCAACUUAUCUGGUAUGCAUACCUAGUUCUUACUAUGAUCUUCUAUUCAGUCGCAUGGUUUUUCUGUAUGGUUAACAGGUCUCCCUUGUUGGUAAUUUCUGCUGUUUUCAUUGGAUCCUCACUUUAUGUAAACUUUCCAAAAGAAACCCUCUAUGCUUCCCCUAGACUGGGAAAGAGUUUAUGUACCUUCGAUGUAGCCGUAUUAUCUUCGUUAAGUGUACUAUCAUCUACUGCCGUAUGAAUGAAAAGCGUUAUGAAAGCAUGGGAUAAUGCCAGUAAAUCUCCGCAAGGUGCCUCUGAAUGAAAUAAAUAAAUAUUUUCUUGCAUGGAUAGCUGUUAUUGAAUCCUCCUGGGGUUUUCAUAUUCAUCAGCCUGACGCGUAUAAGAAUCACAUUUUAGUUACCUUGUCUCCAUAUUCUUACGGUUCAUUUAGUUAUUUGUUAUCUAAUGCUUGUGAGCAGGUAGCUUAGCAAUUAUUUUUUACUUGCAUUCUCGUAAACUGUCUACAUGGACAUCAGGACGAAUUUGUUGCUCUACAGUUUUCUGAUUAUUUUCAACUACUGUGCAGCUCAUGCAUGGAUUUCUUGGAUUCACCAUGGGUUCUCUUUGGAGGUGGAUGCUAUGCUUGCAUGCCCACUUUACUUUUAAAUCAACUAUCAUGACUUGAACUGUGGCCGUGUUUCUGCGGCUUCAAUCUUUAAUAUUACAUUCUGAGUUAUCCUUUUGUUCUCCAGGAUGCAGACAAGUUGGGGUCUUUCCAUUGCUGUCUGUUCGCUCGUAGUGUCUAUUAACCCUGGGCACCUCUUUUCUCCGGCUUGACUUCUUACUAAUUUACUGUGAAAUUAAAAACUGUAGUUCAUCUAUGUAGGUUCGUGCACUGGGUGCAGUAGGCUUUGUCCUGAUAACUUCAUUCCUGAUCAGGGAAAACAUACUUGCUUUAGUAAGUAUAUCAUGGGCCCUGAUUUCUCGAUCUCUGUUGAAAUUAUCUGCUACUCACUAUGGCAAUGUAAUUUCUAGAUCACCAUCAACAUGCACGCAACCUUUUCAUUCAUGUGCGCUUCUGUUGGCAUCAGCGCCCCCACGAUGAACACAAUAUAUGUUACUUUCGGAGUUCUGGUAACUCUAAGCAUGGUCCCCUUUGAUUUAUACGGUUUAUAUCUUCAAUGGAAACUGAUGUAUGUUCCUUGUGACCAGCUUAUGAUGAACUGUGGAAUCUUGGUUCUCUUACUGCACAUUCUCUAUGGAAUUUUUCUCACAAAACUUGGCAUGAAGGAUUCUUUGAGACUGCCAAGAUGGCUAGAAAAAGCAGUAUGA